This is a messenger RNA of Biomphalaria glabrata, 6540 nucleotides long. RefSeq names its product nuclear pore membrane glycoprotein 210-like. Bases 31 to 5784 code for a protein of 1917 amino acids. Gene Ontology annotation, cellular component: nuclear pore. The record is from RefSeq and is a predicted model, not a curated record. NCBI's taxonomy places the organism in Eukaryota, Metazoa, Mollusca, Gastropoda, Planorbidae. The transcript is spliced from 44 exons.
AUUUCAUGUAGCACAUUUUUAAUUUUUUUAAUGGCGCUGCCCAUGAUACCGGCAAUGGCGCCAAUAAUAUUGACAGUUUUAAUGAUAUUGACAAACGUUAUCUCCUCUUAUGGAGCUAAGCUAAAUGCACCUAAAGUAUUGUUACCAUACUAUAGUUCUGUCAUAACAAAUUUCACUUUACAGGUUGAAUAUUCCCCUGAAGAAUCUUUGGUGGCCAACUGUUAUAGAUGGCGAUCUACAAAUCCAGAAAUAGCCCAAGUUCAACUUGUCAAUUCCACGGACAGUAUUUGUGCUCAAACUGCCAUUGUGUCUGCUAUUUCCAAGACCCCUCACCAGAAAGCUACCGUUAUAUUAGCAGAGAACAAAGUUACAGGGGAGAUACUCAGAACCAAUGUCAUUGUCGGAGAAAUUGUUCGUCUUGAAAUAGAGACAACAACAAGGUUGCUUUUUCUAGAAGAUUCUCCAGAAGAGUUGAUAGCCAGAGGGUAUGACAGCGAAGGAAAUAUAUUCUCAAACCUGGAGGGACUCUCCUUUGAAUGGAGCCUGAUCUCUGACAAUGAAACUGGCCAGGAAAUAGUUGAUGCUCAUAACAUAUUGAGGAUCAAAAGGUUCACAGAUUCGCACUACACUACCCCGCGGCACAUUGCUCCUUUAGAAGCUCAGGGGAAACAAGGUGACAUGAUACUUGUUGAAGGAAUACGAACAGGAAGUGCCAAGGUUUCUGCUCGAUUGAAGGACCCUGCAUACAAAAACAUUAAGCCCCAUGAUGUGAGAAUAAUGGUCAUAGCCAACUUGAUGUUAUCUCCUCUGGAAGCCUAUGUAUUGACCCAUGGUCAAGUGAAAUAUAGAGUGGAGAUUCUAAAGCACAAUUCUUUAAAAGAAAUAGAAAUGCCUUCCAAGCAGUACUAUCUGGAAGUGAAAGAUGGAGACAUUUGCAGUUUUGACAGGAAGACCUCAAUGGCUACAGCUCUGGCCAUGGGAUCUACAGAAGUUGUGCUGAAAGAUAGAAAUAUAAUCGGAACAGAUUUCUUCCGGCAGCCUUCAGCGCUCAUUCACGUUGUGUCUCCUGGAUUCCUGGUCUUUGUUAUUUUGCCACAUAGAAAAUGGAUUUUAGAAACUGGCAGGGAGUAUGAAAUUUAUUUAGAGAUUUAUGACACUGACAGUCACAUGAUCUACCCAUCAGAUAAUGUCAGGGUUGUGGCGGAGUUUGACAGUGCCUACCUGAAAGUCCUUUUCUCAAGUGUGAAUGGAACUUACCAUAUAGUGAGAGCUUUGAUCAAAGGUGAUACUGUUAUAGAUGGGACGCUGGUCAGUGUCAUUGAUAAACAAGGUCAAGAGCACGCUAUUCGCCCGGAAGUCAAGCAGAGCCAGGACGUUGAGAUCUAUGAUCCUAUCGUUGUUACACCUGCGCUGCUGAUAUUUCCCUGGGAUCCAGUUACAAGAUGUCAUCACAGAUUUGUUGCCAAAGCCACUGGAGGCAGUGGUGAGUAUGUUUGGACUAUGACCAACACAAGUGUGGCCACUGUAGAUGCCAAAGGUAAAAUCAACACUGUAGGUCCUGGCACUACCAACAUCACAGCAGCGGACGCCAAGAACUCUAUUUAUUAUGGUACAUCUGUGGUCCAUGUCCUGCCACCGACAGAAAUCAAAUUUCCGUUGUCCCGUGUGGAGGCAUCUGUCGGAACUACCUUACAGCUUCCUCUGGAAGUUCUGACAAAAUUAGGAAAGGCCCAGUAUAGCUUCACAGAUUGUCGCCAGCUCCCACUAAACAUAACAUUUAGUGAUUUUUCUGUUUUUGAACAUGUUGCCAAAGAUGAGUUAACCAUUGACCUGCCAGAAAAGGGCUGUACCACACUGACCUUUCUAGCUAAACAUCAUGGACACACGGAGGUCGUUGUGACCUACCAAAGUAAAAAUGUUAUACUGGAAGCCUCGGUGACCAUAGCAGCUUAUAACCCGUUAAAGGCAGUUGAUCCAGAAGUUGAAGUUGUCAUUGGACUCGCCUCAUCCAAAGAAAUUCUCUUCAAUGGUGGGCCUCAGCCAUGGAUCCUUGAUUCUUCUAAGUUUUUCCAGGACUUGAAGCCUGCUAGACAAGACUUGGUCAGAACAGAGAAAUCUUCUGCUGUGGCCACUGGGAGGGGAGUUCACUCCUUUGUCGUGUUUUGUCGAGACUUUGGUGAGCAGGAAAUCCAUCUGUCUGUUGGAAAUGGUAAAACUGCUAAAAAUCAGUUUCCUGUGACUGAGACCACCUUUAUCAGGUUCAUAUGUGCCCGCCCAGUUGAGCUCCAUCUUCAGCCGCUAAUAAAGCUUAACUCCCAGCUUCCUCCCUGCCCACUCCAGCGAGAGAAAAAUGUGCCGAUGCCGAUUCACUAUGCCAAAGAUCUAGAGCUACUUGUUGUGGUCACUGAUUCCAGUGGCCGAAGAUUUGACAACUUUUCCUCUUUGGCGAUUGAGUGGUCAGUGUCUGCCCCAAAUUUGGCUGACCUCCUUUAUACCAAGGAUUUGAAGAGUCAAUUGGAUGUUCAUUCUAGUGGGAAGAAGACAUUGAAUUUGUAUCAAACUGUAAAGCCACACAGAAAAACUGGAAACAUCAUCAUCACUGCUUCAAUUGAUUGGUAUAAAGUGUCUGCCUCCAAAGCUUUUGGAAAACCAUUGGAAAGAAUAACUCCUGCCAUCAAGAAAUCUUUAGAGUUGAUGUUAGUGGAAGAAGCAGUUCUGUCCCCUGCCUCGGUCUCAGUCUUUAACCAUCCUUCAAAUAAGGUCAACAUAGAGCUCCGCCAUGGCUCAGGUUAUUUCUAUUUGGAAGAGUUUAAAUCCCAGGUCUUGUCUGCUAAAUACGACCAGAAGGGAAGAAGUGUUCAGGUCACACCACUCAAGGAUGGCACGCAUGUAUUUACAAUCUAUGACAUCUGUUUGGAUGUGACUGCACACCCUGUGGCCACUGUGUCUGUGUCAGGAGUUGGCAGAGUCGAUGUCAUGGUUAUAGAUAAGGUUGAAGUUCUCAAAGAGGUGCAAGCCAAAGUUCAAGUUUUGGAUCUCAGGGGUGAACCUCUCCUGGCCAGUUUUUUCACACUCAUGGGGCUAAAGUUAGAACCUGCAUCUGACAUCAUUUCACUCAGGCCGCUUCAAACUAACGAAGGAGACAGUGUCACUGGACUAUAUACUGUUUAUGGUGCACAAGUAGGUCACACUACCCUGACUGCCAGCAUCAGUCUACCCAAUCAUAAAGUUAUUCACAGUGCCCCUAAAGCCAUAGAAGUUUUUCCCCCACUCAAGUUGGAGCCCAAGAAUAUAACUCUGAUCAUAGGUGCUGUCUUACAGGUAUUAGCUUUUGGUGGACCUCAACCCCAGAGCAAUGUGGAAUUCUCCAUUAUGGACAAACAUAUUUCAACAGUGUCCACUGGUGGUCUUUUAGAAGCUCAAGAAAUCGGUCAAACUAAAAUUAUAGGCAAGGCUGUUGGGACAGAUUCCUUAACCGGAGAAAAAGUUGUCUAUUCACAGGAUGAUGCCAUAGUAAAUGUCAUUGUAUUGAAAGGCGUAAGGAUUCAUGCACCACUAACAAGAUUACAAACUGGCACAAAGAUUCCAGUGUAUGCUCUUGGGCUAACAGAAAAUGAAACACCAUUUUCAUUUGGCAACACAGUCCCUCCACUGAUCUUUACCUGGACAGCCAGUAGCAGAGAAGUGUUGAAAUUACAGUCAGUUUAUUCUAAAAGUGGCAUCCAACCAUUAUCAGAAAACAAUUUCGCUCAGCAAGCUGUUGCUAUGGAGACUGGCCACGCAACAAUCAAAUUGAAAGUUCAAGUUACACCAGGCAGCCAUCUACAAUUAUAUGGAGAUUCAUUCCUGACAGAUGAGGUUCAAAUCCAGGUUUUUGAGAAGUUAGCUCUCUUGAGUCCAACUGUCUGCCACGGACAAAUUAGAAUCACACCAAACACAGAUACAUUUCUUAAGACCAACAGGGACAUUGCAGCCAGAGUUAGUUAUUACGUGAUAAAUGACAGCCAAGAUACACCAGUGAUACGUGUUUUAGACAAUGGCCAACUGAGAUCUGGCUCCGCCCCAGGGAAUGCAUUUUUACAUGUUGUUUCUGAGGAGGAAUUUGGUAUCAACCAGACGUUGGUUAUAUUAGUAAAGGUGAAGCCUGUUUCCUACCUGAUGAUCAAUUCUGACACUACAAUACUGACGACAUCAGCUAACCAACUGACGGCGGUUCCACUUGGAUCCACUUUGCUGUUCUCCGUCAGUUUCCACGAUGACGUGGGAGAUGAGUUCUAUGCAACCAACAUUCAGCUUGGUAUACGUUGUAGCAGAUAUGAUUUGUUACAUGUGUCUAAUGGUGUAGACAAUAACACGUUGCUGGUGAGGACUGGAGAGUUGGGACAUACUGUUUUAAAGGUGUGGAACAAGAAUAAGCCAUCCAUGGCUGACUAUGUCAACAUACCCGUAGGGCAUGCCAUAGCACCAACACAGGCCACAGUCACACUGGGCUCCAUUAUUUGUUUUCACUCUCCCAUCACAACAGAAUCAGGUAUUGGCGGAACCUGGAUAUCCAAAUCAUCAGCUUUAGAAAUAGAGGAGAGUUCAGGCAUCAGUACAGCGAAAUCAGUUGGAAGAGCAACUAUUAUCUAUACAUUUUCAGCUUUUACAUCGACCAAAACAGAAGUGGUGAUUGAACCCAUCAAAUCAAUUAGCAUUGAUCAAGGUCUAGGUUAUCUGACCAACUCAGCAGUUAAAGGAAGAAAUCCUUUUUUCCAAGUUUCAUUCACUAGUUCUGGCACCAGCAUCAUUGGCACCAAUUGUAGCUCGGUGGUUGUACAGUCAAAAUUCUCGCCAUCGUACAUUCCUUACACUUGCCAACUUGAGCUGCUUCACAAGACUCAGGACAUCUUCAUUGAGGAACUCUUCGGUGUUAAGCCUCACUUUGAUGUGGAGAAAGGCUUACAUGGCUGUCUUGUGCAAGUCAACUCACCAGAGAACAGCAUCCAACGGUUGGCCGUGUUUGAAUCCAAUAUCACACUCAGUGUCCGCGUCCUGUCGUCGCCUGGACAACCAGAGGUCUUUUCCGCCCCGCUCACCUUGAACUUCAUUCCUGCUUUCUAUGUUCACAAUGCUGAGCUCUUACUGACAACUUCCUCACCGCAAGCAUUGCUGAAAGUAUCUGCUGCUGCCAAAGUCGUUCCCGACAUUGAGAUUAGCACAAGUGAUCUGAAUGUCAUUCAAGUCCUUGCUCCAGAAGUCGACUUGGCCAAUAGCAAUGUCAUUAAUUACCCUGUUAAGCUGGUCGACUCGGCUUUGUUGUGGAACAAAGAAAAACUGGACAUCUAUGUUGAAGCCUCUCACAGGCGGACAGGUUAUAAGGUCAAGAUUCCCGUGCUGGUCAAACUUAUUGGACAAAAACCAGAUUCAUCCAAGAUGCACAGACUAGAUCAGAGCUGGUCCUCCAUGUUGAGUUCUACAGUCAGCAACUACCAGUCCUGGUUGAUUAUCUGUUUGAUUGUCAUGCUCACAGCAGCUGCAGUUUUAGUUGGUUAUCAUGCUAUCUUGGGUCCACGUUACAAGGCUUCAUCUAACCCCAAUGUCUUCCUCAACCAAGGUUCAUUGAGUCCUUCACAGUCGGCUUCCUUCAUACAACAGUCGACACCAAUAAGCUCUCCAUCUUAUACUGGCCGACCAUCCCCUACAUCUCCUAAGCUGUGGUCAGUAUCUUACAAUCAACAAGACACUAGAACGUCACCUUACAAAAGGAAUCUUUAUUCAUUGUCACCUCAAUCAAAGUCAUGAUAGUUUCUCAUCUCAGGGACUGCAAGUGUUUUGUGUGUGGAGCUGAAUCUGUGUACUAGCAUGAUGGGCAUUUUAGUUGGCUUAGGGAGAGUAGUGUUGAAUGGUUUUUAAAUCUUGCUGAAUGGUUUGCUGUGUGAUGUUGAAAGUCUUACAGAAUGUUGUUGAAUGGUUUGCUGUGUAAUGUUGAAAGUCUUACAGAAUGUUGUUGAAUGGUUUGCUGUUGAAAGUCCUACAGAAUGUUAUUGAAUGGUUUUCUUUGUUAUUGAAAAGUUUACAGAUGUUCUACAUGGAGAAUGAUUUAAUACUUUGUAGUUUGUGAAUAAAAACUUUGUAAAUUGAAUGCUUGUAAGAGUUCUUCUACAUAAAGAUAACAAUCAGAAUUAAAAUGUUGAUAAAAAAAUCUCGUUUGAUGACCUUUUGAUGAGAAAGUACUCAAGUUCCUGUUUAAUGUCAAUUCAAGAAGUUUCUGUGCCAUUACUUUAUGUUCACCUGUUGAUUUGUAUUUACGAUGACUUUAAUUGAUCAAAUUAAAUGUGAAGUAUUCUAUCUGUGCCUUGUGUUUAAUACAAGUUGUUUUUUUGUGUGUACUUUUUAAUUUGUCUAGUCUAAAUGCACAAGGUUUUUUUUUAUCAGCAAAAGAAAUGUGGUUGUGUUUAGCUUAGACUAUUCUUUAGGUUUCAAGAUUUGUGUAAUUUUAAAAAAAUAGUACUUAUGUAAAUUUUUUAAAGUUUAAAUAAAUAAAUCUGUUCAUUUGAA